This is a messenger RNA of Acanthaster planci (crown-of-thorns starfish), 6826 nucleotides long. It is a transcript of the gene ccdc102a, whose product is annotated as coiled-coil domain containing 102A. The record is from RefSeq and is a predicted model, not a curated record. Lineage: Eukaryota; Metazoa; Echinodermata; Asteroidea; Valvatida; Acanthasteridae. Gene Ontology annotation, cellular component: myosin complex.
UAUUCGAAUAGGUAAUUAGUAGAAUUGACUCGGCCUUACAAAACAGUUAAAAAUUUCCAUAAAUUACUCAUGCAGACUGUGGAAACGAAAUGUAAAGAAGUAAGUGUCCCCCUAACAAAUGGAAAUUGACCCAUGAAAUUUUCCCUGGUAUUGAUUUACUAACUUCUGAACAUUUUCAUUGUUCUCUGCUCUGAGAUGUAAGCAUUAUGAUAUUGAACUCUGUUUUUCUUGAGACAAAAAUCCCAAACCAUAAGGGUUUAUUCUGGUAAAGUUACACAAAAUGUUAAAAAGAUGCUGCCUCUUGUAAAAUUUAAAAUGCUUUAUAAAUACAUUAUAAAUCAGACUGUUCAAACAUUGCUCCGACUUUGUAAUAACUGGAUUUAUAGUUCGUAUGCUUUUCAGAACAUUUGUGAAAUGUCCUGUUGGCAUUCCAUCCAAUGGAAGGUACAUGUACCUCUCCGAGAAGAGAGCUACAUGUACAGUCCUAGAGGCUACAAAACCAUCUACCUACAUGUACAGUAGUAAAAUGCCCAUUGUGGUGCUACUGUGUGGAUUAAGAAGCAAAUCCAUAAUCCACUUUCAUUGUUACCAGUGUGAGGCAUUUUGAAGCUUUGGUAGUACUGCUGUGUAAUAGUGUUGGUCUCCAUAUCUACAUGUAUCAUAGUGUUUGUACUUUCAAUCAGAUUAGAAGAGGUUUGCCAGCUCCCUGAUAGGAUUAGAAUGAAAGUCUUUCUUUUGGAAUUCAUGGUUGCCUCAUUGUUGAUACACAUUGCUUGCUUCAUAGUUUGGUUAAAAAAUUCCUAUAGCGCUUCUUUAAAUAUCACAAAUGUUUGCCAAAAUAAACCUGUGAGUGAUGUACAUGUAUUUUGUCUUGAAACAGAGUUUGUUUGUGGUUUUGAUAAAACUAGAUUCUGCUGCAUGUAUCAUGAACAAAUUAAAAUUUGAUUGGGGAAAUACUUAUGUAUACCAUUUCAUGAAAUAUUCCAUUUCAUGGAACCAGAUAUUUUUUCAGUGUUAAAAUUAUUCAUGGUUAAGUGAAGUGGAUAGAGGCAGGGUAGAAUUUCAGAAAAUACAAAUUUUCCAUCUCCAAAACUUGGUGACAGAUGGUCCAUUACUGCUGCUGUCUGAGUGCUGCAAUAUACAUGUACAUGUACAUGUAUAUUGUGUGCCAGUGGUUGUCGAUGAAGAUACUUUGUUGAUCCAUGUUCAGGGAGGAAUAGAGGCUUAGGAUUUUCAGCUGAAUACUGAAUGUGUGAAAGGGACAUGUUUAAGUUAAUGCGAUGACUUUCUGAAAUGGUGUAAGGAACUAAAAUUUCUACACGUGACCUAAGUCAAAUUGUGUUCAAAUUUUUUGCACAGUAGUCAUACGAAAAGGUGAGAUUUUCUUUUGUGUAUUUUUUUAAAUUAAGUAGUCAAACUCAAUAAAUAAUUGCUUGCACAGUGUUUGUCAUUAACAGGUGUACAUUCUCACUAGCUUAAUUCUAAGCUGUGAAAUGAUUUUCAAAAAGCCCAGAAAAUGAAGGAUUUCAAUUCAUUGACAUGUGGAGUAGACAUUAGUAACUCGGCCAUAUAAUGUUGCAGAAAUUUCCAUCCAGCCUUCUGUCAUCGGAGAUUGGAUUGUGUUGUUUUCCAAAUUUAAUUACGAUGGCAGAAAAUGGUUCUGGCACAGGGUAUGUGUGUUCCGGCGGCUUUCACACUCCUCUCGCCGAGUGACCGGAGGGCUGAGUCAUCGCAUUGAAGCUGAUCGUGAUAGCCCCGUGGUGAGGCAUUUCAACAUUGUCUGCAUGAAUGCUUGCAUAAGCCUGACAUUGUAUACAGUCACAGGGGGACGAGUUAGAUAUAUAUUGAUAAGUAUAUGCACGGUGGUGCCACACUUUCUUAAUCACUGGACUGGGCACCGGCUCUGGUUUAAUAUUGGCAUACGUUCUUCCUGAGCCAGAGAAUUCCAUCACCUUGGAAACCGAACGUUUGCAUUAUUAUUGUGCAUUACAAAGUUAUGGGUACUGUAGCUUGGAGAAACCAAUCUCUUACAUCCUGUUGUGAUGUGAAAUUCUGACCUGCGUACAGUACAUGUUUGGGUGCCUUGAGUGUAAUAUAAGCUGAGGAAUCUACGUGGGACUAACACAGGGCGGAAAUUCAGCCGUUCAAGGGCCUAGUAGACCUCUCUUUGAACAUGCACUGAAACAAGUGUUGAUGUGGCAGCAUAAUCAAGAUGUUGAGUUAGAACCGAAGGGUCUGUUUGAAACUGGCAGCUUAUAUAAAGAUGCACGAUGCCACAAUACGAAGCCUCUCUGAUAUAUUCAUCUUAGCAUGUUUCUGCUUUGCUGUCGACCCAGCCUUUUGUUCAUGAAGGUACAUGUACAAUUGCAUCUUGGACGUUUUUUGAUUUGAUGAUAAAUGUGAAAACAAAAAGAGUGACUGUUGAGUUCCAUCAUGAGUCAAACGCCAAUCGGUGGAUCACCGAAACAUGGGGGAGACUCCUCACGUCAUUCCCGCAGCUCCAAGUCCGACGGCCACAGUGUGGGCAGCCGGGGCUCGUCCAGGGAGGGCUCCAAGGGGCGGUCCAGUAGCAAUAGCUCCACCCCUCCCCCCAGUAUCCACCCCAAUCAGCUUGAAGACAAGGAGGAGCUCCGGCUGCGGGAGCUGGAGGAGGCGCGGGCCCGUGCCGCCCAGAUGGAGAAGACCAUGCGCUGGUGGUCGGACUGUACUGCCAACUGGCGGGAGAAGUGGGGCAAGGUGCGGGCGGAGCGCAACAAGGCACGGGAGGAGGUUCGGCAACUCAGGAUGAAGCUGGAGGUGAUUGCCAAGGAGUCCACAGCCUUGAAGCGAGAAAAGCAGGAAGUCCAAGCUGAGAACGAGAGACUGAGGAAGGCCCUGGAGCGCGAACAGGCCAGGACUUGUUUGCAGAUCGAGAGCCCUGUCGCUGAGGACAACCCUGAUUACCUCCCGGAGAAGGACACAAACAGUCCCAGACAAACAGUGACUGACAGAGACUGCCAAGACAUAGACUUCAUUGGGAGUGUCAUGCAGAAAAGCCACUUGAACAACCACGUAUGUUCCGCCGACUCACAACCGCCUGACCGUCAUGCCCACCAUCGCAGUACACCCCAUGACAGCCCCACCCACCAACAAGUUAGUGGCUCAGAAAAUGGACCCAUGUCUUCCAAUGGGAAGAAAUUAGCCAAUGGCGGCCAACCAACGUGCUCCGAUGGCUCCUCGGUCCAUCGAAGUCCAAGUCGCAAGGCCAGGGAGAUGCCGUCCCCCUCCGGGGAAGUUGUCAACCAGAGAAUGAUCAUGCUUGAGCUCAGAAUGGAGGAAGCCUCCAAGACUAUCCAAGUGGAACGAGAUGAGAAAGAGUUGCUAAGUCAACAGAUUGACCGAUUGCAGAAGGAACUGAGUGUGCUUAGAAGUCAGCAUGAUGAAAUGCGUGAUGCAAAGCAGCAAGUGGUCAAAGAGUUAAAUCUCAUGAGGGCAGAGCACCAGCAGGAGUUGAUCCGAGUGACCUCUGACCUGGACGACGAGUUAAACUCCCGAUCCACCAUGGACAUCCGCAUCUCAGACAUGCGAAAAGAGCUGGAGCGUCUGCAGGCCGAGAAUGCCAUGGAGUGGGGCAAGAGGGAACGCCUUGAGACAGAGAAGCUCUCCCUGGAGAGAGAUAACAAGAAGUUGAAGGCCGAGAUUGCUGACUUGAAGGAAGAUCUAGCCAAGAAGAACAAGCAGGUAGCAGCUGAUCUGCAGAUGAGCCUCAAGACCCUGGAGGAAAACAUACUGGAGAAGAACAAAGAAUUGGGAGAGCUCAAACACAGCCAAGGGAAGCUGAAGAAACUGCUGCAGGAGAAGACGGCCGAGCUGGACCACACGCUGCGGAGGGCGGAGCAACACGAGGGGGAGGUGAAGAAGCUCAGGGGGCGGGUGGAUGAACUCAAAAGGGAGCUGGCCAAGGCAGAGGAUGAGGUUGACCACCAGAGCAACUUGGUCAGGAAACUCCAGAGAAACCUUGAGGAGAAUCAGCAGUCCAAUGAGAAUAUGGCUGUCCAGGUGGAGCACUUGCAAGCCAGGCUGAGGAGUAUGCCAACCACAACCUCCACCUUGGCCAAGAAGCGUGCCGCAAGCUUCAGCUUUAGCUCGGGUAACCUGACCCUGCAGGAUACCAGGGACGAGGUCACAUCGGAUAUUGACAUAUAGUAACAUUCCACGCCACAGUAUUUCAGAUCAGGAUGCCAGUGAUCAGGGACCCUUUUUUAUUGUGAAGUCAAGUUGUGUAAAUUUAUGUGAAACAUCAAUAUCUGCACUGUGGGGAAAACAUCAUGACAAAGUAUAAUUUUGUUGUAUCAAAUAAAACAAAUUUCCAGUGCCACAGUGAGACAAAUUAAGCUGUAAAGCAAAAAAAAAAAGAAAAUCUAGUAAUUUUGUAAGAUUGUGUAAUUGUGGCCGUGAAUAUCAAGUUCUUCUCUUGGCAUUUGUUAUUUACCAACAUGAUGCUUUGCUGAGCACAGUAUAUUAUUAGGAAGUAAUCUGACUGUGAGAUUUGUUUUCAAAUGCUCUACAAAACCAGGCAAUGGGUUGGGCUUGAUAAGACAUAUUUUUCCAAGUUAAGAUCUACCUCAUUGACAAGAGAUUGAGCCAGUGAAAGGACAAUUAUUCAAGGGCUUUGUUAAAGUUGCACAUUUGGAGGAAAAACAGACUCUUUUCAGUGUCUCUGGUUUGUCGUAACCUCUCUAGAUCUUUGAAAAUGUGCCAGAAAGUUUCAGAAGACUUCAGAGGCUAUUCAGGGAGUAAGUGCCAACCGGUGUUAGUUCUACAUAGAGCUUGAUGCUGCCUGAAGUUUCAGUACAAGGAAUGAACCAUUAGGUGCCACUGUUUAGGGAUUAAGUUGGUUAAAGAAGGUAACUGGAAAAGAAAUGGAAAAAAAAUCAUGUCACCAGAAUUCUGAACAGUAAAUAAACACAUCCUCAAAGAACCUUUGCCUUGUCUGGUCACCCUGUUCACCAAAAGUGUCAUUGUUAUAAAGUAGCUUACUGCUGUGUUAUGUGUAUUGCAUGUUUAUUUAUGAAUUCUACCUUGUGUUAGGUUUCAGCAAGUUUGUGUACUAGUGGUAUUCUCGAUAUUUUAGCCGAACUGUAGACUCUAGCCAGUGCUUGUCGUUCAUACUGUUAUGCAUGUACUUUUUAUCUUAUCUUAGCCAUAAAAUUUUGUGACAUUGCUGUAUGCAGGCAAGUUGGCAGCUUUACUUUAAUUUCAUGUGUCAUUUAAAAAAUAAUUCCAAGUUGCCAUAUUUUUCAUUAUCAUUUACUUGGGAGGGAUUGAUACUCAAUGAUUUGCUUCCUUCUGAAUUUUAAAGUCUGUACAAUGUGCCUAUUACACUGCUAUCAAGGUGUUUCAUGUAUGUGCUUUGAAUUGAUGUUAUUGGUGAUGCUAUGGACUCAUGCCCUCUGUCCAAACACAAGGAGGACGUUGCAUGUUUAUUUAACCUACGAAAGCCAGCAUGCAUGAGGCAAAGUUAUGCCAACUGAUCCACAGUGCUCUUUAAUUAGAGAGGGAAGCUUGUAGACAGUUUGUGGGUUUCUCCACAAUCUGAAAAAAAACCCCCAGCUUUAGUGUCUCUUGUCCAAUGGUAACUGUCUUUGUGCCCUUGGAUGUAGGGGUUCUAGUUGCAGAGAUCCACGCUCCAUCCCAUAAGUAGGCAUUAACAAGUAGGUAUUUAUGUGUUCUCAAACACGAGUUGGCAUCAUCGUUGUACAUAGCAAAUAUAUGUGUGUUCGGAAGCCUUGAUGGCAUUGCCCAAGCUGCAGUGCACUAAUGUGACAUGAGGUCAUGUUUCUUGUCAAACACUACCCAUAGAUUGGGGACAUGGGUGGGUCACAGGGGCACCCCUUUGCCACAUCCAUGUUGUCUCGUUUGCCAACAUGUCAACUUUGAAGUGAAACCUUGAUUAGAAUCACCUUGUGUCAUUGUGUGCACGCUGUAGUGCAUUAAUCUUGAUUUUUCAGACCACUUCAAGUCCACGAGUUGAACUCAUCAGAAUGUUGCCCCAGAAUUUAUUACAUCCACAGCACCUCACAAAGUAAUCCAUUUGCAGAUUAAUUUUGUGACAAGAUUUUCACCAAGCCAUAAAUUCACAAGGAAAAUGUAUUUGAUGUUUAAAAAGAGAAAAAGGAUUUUUGUGAAAUGACCUCUGCAGACCCUAUGUAAUUAUCUAACAGGUUAAAAGUACUUUUGUGAAUUUUCUUGCUUAAGUACAUACAGUAUACAACCUGUGUAAUUCAGUGUCGUACGGAAGUAUUUAUUUAUAUUUAUUUUUAUAUAUUUAUAACCAUGCAGACAAGAACACAAAUACUGUGUAGUUCUUUGCUGAUGUAGACAUUGCUUGUAGGAAUAUUGGCAGUGCAUGGGCUUUGCUAUACUUUGUAUUCAUCCAUUUUUUUUGGUAUGGCUUUUGAUAUUGUGUAGAGGAUCUGUACACGUACUGUUUAUGUACAUGCAAUUGAUGGUAAAUCAAGAAUCAAUUCAUGAUUUAAUUGGUUUGGUUCACAAUAAGAAUGAUCCCCUCCUUCCCCACCGAGACAAUUCAAGGAUUAAAGUAAAUGAUAUAUACAUAGUUUAUUCAUGUUGUCAAAUUUGACAAAACUCAAUUAUUAGGGUUUUAAUAUGCUUCAAUUUUUUUGGGGGGGGGGAAUUUUUAAAUGAUGAUUUUAUGUCUGCAUUUAACAUGACCAGUACAGUAACAUUACUUUAAUAUCAAGGAUAAUUAAUUUCCAGUAUUCGCAGACUGUUCAAGGAUUAAAGAAAUUCUGAAUAAAACCUAAUCAUGUAUAUGUGUACACUA